CGCAGUGCGUGUCAGUCCGGUGUAAACAUGGCUGCCGUCGGCUUCAGAAAAUGGGCCCAGGCGAUCACAAAAACCAAAGGAUCCGGUCUGAGCGCGGUUCUGUCGGGAUGCAGAGCGGCCUCUGGGCCGGCAAAGGGCGCACUCCCGGGUCCGUACCCCCAGACCCCAGAGGAGAGAGCCGCGGCUGCCAAGAAAUACAACAUGAGAGUGGAGGACUACGAGCCGUAUCCGAACAAGGGCGAGGGUUAUGGUGAUUAUCCGAUGCUGCCGGACAGAUCUCAGCACGAGAGAGACCCGUGGUAUCAGUGGGACCAUCCGGACCUGAGGAGGAACUGGGGAGAACCGAUGCACUGGCACUUUGACAUGUACAUCCGUAACCGCGUGGACACGUCUCCCACCGUCGUGCCCUGGGCGUCCAUGUGCAGGCAGCUCUUCGGCUUCAUCGGGUUCAUGCUCUUCAUGUUCUACGUGGGGCAGAAGUUCCCGUCGUAUCAGCCUGUGGGCCCUAAACAGUUCCCGUACAAUGACCUGUACCUGGAGAAAGGAGGAGACCCCGAGAAGGAGCCAGAGGAGGCGAAAAACUACGAGAUCUGAGCGUUUCACUCCCGUCUCGUCUGUACAUAUUUGUGUUCAAUAAAUCCUUAUGUGACAAUACAUCAUUUUCUGUGUUUUUGGAAAGAUUUGACCUUGGGAUUGUCGGCGUUUUUAAGUCUUGUUGCACUUUGACUUUUAAGAGCAGAUCCAAAAAACACAAACGUUUAUUUACAAAUGUGGUCCCAGGUUUGUGUUUUUCACAGUUUUUAAAAAGGAGGUUUUAUUUGUGUAACUUGUGCAGUUACAUAACGACGUGUGAACUGGACAGACUCUGCACAGGCGACACGUGGAAAUAUCACAAUGUUCCAAAUGAAGGUAAAAAGUGGAGUAUUGAAUAAAAGAGUAAAGUACAGCUGUACACAUCUUAAACUCUGCUGUCCUCGGGGCCCCUAAGCAGCUGAGCCUGAAAUAUGUUUAUAAACUUUCAAAAUACUAAUAAUAAUGCAAACUGUUUAAUGACCCGAGCUUUGGAAAGUAGAUGCCACUGCUCUGUUUAUUUUAAUACAUCUACGUUCUACUUAGAAAACUUUAAAGUUCAUUACACGUGC
This is a messenger RNA of Periophthalmus magnuspinnatus, 1142 nucleotides long. It is a transcript of the gene ndufb8, whose product is annotated as NADH:ubiquinone oxidoreductase subunit B8. The coding region runs from base 28 to 594 and encodes 188 amino acids. Gene Ontology annotation, cellular component: mitochondrion. The record is from RefSeq and is a predicted model, not a curated record. The transcript has 5 exons. Gene Ontology annotation, biological process: mitochondrial electron transport, NADH to ubiquinone. NCBI's taxonomy places the organism in Eukaryota, Metazoa, Chordata, Actinopteri, Gobiiformes, Gobiidae.